GCUGGCACGGUUUCUGACAAGGGAUCAGUGCCCUCCACCAGAAUGGCAUGGAAUUCAACUUGCCCAAACUGGCUGACAGCAAUGACUGCCCUGGAAAAGUACUACCUUUCCAUUUUUUAUGGCACUGAGUUCAUUUUGGGAAUCCUGGGAAACACUACUGUGGUUUUUGGCUACCUCUUCUGUCUGAAGAACUGGAAUAGCAACAAUGUCUAUCUCUUUAACCUCUCUAUCUCUGAUUUGGCGUUUUUAUGCACCCUCCCGAUGCUGAUGAGAAGCUAUGCCAAAGAAGACUGGCUCUAUGGGCAUGCUCUCUGCAUAAGUAACCGAUAUGUGCUUCAUGCCAACCUCUACACGAGCAUUCUUUUCCUUACUUGUGUUAGCAUUGAUCGAUACCUGCUCAUGAAGCAUCCUUUCCGGCAACACCUUCUGCAAAAGAAGGAGUUUGCCAUUUUAAUCUCCUUAGCUAUUUGGGUCUUGGUAACCCUCGAGCUACUGCCCAUACUUAACUUUAUAACUUCGUUGAAAAUGGAUAAUAACACCAAGUGUAAUGAUUAUGCAAGUUCUGGGAACCCCAAACACAGUCUCAUUUAUAGUUUGUGUCUAACAUGUACAGGGUUCCUCAUUCCUCUUUCUGUAAUGUGCUUCUUUUACUUCAAGAUUGCCCUCUUCCUAAAGAAGAGGAACAGGCAGCUGACUACCACACAGCCCUUUGAAAAGCCUCUCACUUUAGUCACCAUGGCAAUGAUCAUCUUCUCAGUGCUCUUUACACCUUACCACAUAAUGCGGAAUGUUAGGAUUGCCUCCCGUCUAGAAGGCUGGACUUUGUCCCCGUGUACGAGGGACAUCAUCAAUGUUUUAUAUAUUGUGACACGACCUUUGGCUUUCCUGAACAGUGUCAUCAACCCUGUCUUCUAUUUCCUUGUGGGAGAUCACUUCAGGGAAAUGUUGAUAAAUAAACUGAGACACAAAUUCAAAUUCCUUACAACCAUAAGAAGAUGAGAUCCUGGAAUAAUGUUUUCAUGAAGGCAAAAGUGGGCGCUCGGGAAACCGAUUGUUGUGUACAUCCAUCAAUAAGCCAGUGAGAGUUUAUUUUCACUUACAAACAGAUCAGAAAAGACCACAGAUUUGUCUCUGAUUUGAAGAUAUGGACCCGGAAUAUGUGAAAAGAGGUGAAUAAGAAGAAUUUGUUCUUUUCUUCACCCUGAGAAGACUUGGACCAGCAAUGCCUGAGGUUUAGGCAUUUAAGUCCAAAAUUUAUAGGAGGUCUUAUAGGAACUUCUCAAACAAUAAAGAAGGAAAGGAUAGGAGAAACAGCAAAUUGUCUGUAGUUAGUCAUUGACCAGUCUGUUUAAAAUCACAUGCUGUCAGUGUUCUUUGUUCUCCAAAAUCAUGUGAUCUGAAAUUUUAUGACAGAGCUAAUGACAGAAGAUAAUUCAUGAGGCAGAAAGAAAUAGAAUUACUUCAAUAAAAUAUCUUUACACUGUCCCUUUAAGUGGAACAUUAAUAGGCUCAAUAUUUUAAUUUAUCAUGUCUUUCUUAUUGUAUGGUUAUAGUGUAAAGAACUGUAUCAAAUAAAACCUAAAGAGUGUCAAGCUCUUACGGAA
Molecule: messenger RNA, 1604 nt
Organism: Echinops telfairi (small Madagascar hedgehog)
Lineage: Eukaryota; Metazoa; Chordata; Mammalia; Afrosoricida; Tenrecidae
Gene: SUCNR1
Product: succinate receptor 1
Exons: 2
Coding region: 43-999 (318 amino acids)
Biological process (GO): G protein-coupled receptor signaling pathway
Cellular component (GO): plasma membrane
Molecular function (GO): G protein-coupled receptor activity
Source: RefSeq, a predicted model, not a curated record